CCGUUGCUGACUCACACUGGAAUCCGACUAGGGCCGAAGUCGUUUCAAGCUCUUCCUAGCCAGACAUUUAUAGACGAAGGAAUACACUCGCGACUCGUUCCGACUGAUAAAUCUCCCUCUUGGAGCAUAUUACAAAGGUCAUAAUAUGUUCGUGAGACUGGUGCACACUUAUUCGACUUCACCUCCUAUUAGCCGGGCACCCGAUAUUCCGUGGCAAGCAGACAUUCUGGACGAUUACGAUCCUGAAUGUAGCCCUCGGUAACUUAAGUUGGUCGUUCAGGGGCCUUCCUCGCAGCGGCUGUCUGAUAGCCGGAACGAAGCCAAAGUUCUAUAGGCAUGUCACUCGAUCGGCUAUGUUGUCCGACGCACGUCACUAUAGGUGAGGAUAUUUUGAUCAUCGGCACCAGCAAAACCAUGUGCGCUUUCGUCACCCGCUUCAUUGCUGAACCAUCUAUAAAGCCCAUGGCAGAAAGUCAGAGUACGACUUUGUCGCCUACGGAGGUCCAGAGUGUGGAAUUCCAGGGUACAGACGCCCAAACGCAUGUUUCCAGUGCAGAAUCGUCAAAAGAACCUAUCAAGCUUGAUAUAGAACAUGCCCUGGUUGAAGAUGAUCCUCGAAUAUGGUCGAACGCGAAGAAGAACGUUGUAUUGUUCAUCAUAUCUGGAGCAUCGAUGAUCGCGGGUUUGUGCGCGAAUAUACAAAACCCCGCUAAUGCUCAGAUUGAGCAGCAGCUACACACCACCAGCGGAGAUAUCAGCCUGAGUUUGUCUCUUUUCAUUCUCAUUCAAGGCAAUUUCCCUGUCGUUUGGAGCGCAAUUAGCGAGAUUAAGGGCCGCAAGAUGGUGUACCUUCUCUCCGUAGCACUGUUUACACUUGGAUCUGCAAUCGUGGCAGUAUCCAGGACCAUAGGUUUGGUGAUCGGUAUGCGUAUUCUGCAAGGCGCAGGGUCAAGCGCGGUUAUCGCUAUCGGAGCUGCCACUCUGGCCGACAUAUACGAACCACAUCAACGAGGAACAAUGAUGGGUGUCUACUAUUCUGCACCUCUCCUCGGUCCUUCAUUGGGGCCAAUUAUCGGUGGUGCACUCGCACAGGGCCUCGGUUGGCGGGCGAUUUUCUGGUUCCUAGUCAUCUGGGGAGGUGUAAUAUUUUCGGCAUUCCUUUUCUUGUUUAAGGACACAUUCCGGAAGGAAAGAAGUACGACAUACCAGAAUGUAUUGAAGAGGAGGAUCCGAGAGCAACAGUCGUCAGAAGCAAAGGACGAGCCACGAAAGAUUUCGGAGAAGGAAUCACAAGUGAACGAUGAAGAGCAGACGAAUCCGAAGGACAUUGAAGCGCAGAUGAAUUCGAAGGACCUUGGGGCGCAGACGAGUUCAAAGGGCAUCGAAGGACAGCCGACAGUCAUACCAGCAUCAGCCAUCAGAGAAGUAAAGUUGUCCAUGGCUGAUGUCAACCCUUUCCCUCCAUACCUAUUGAUUAUCAGCCGCAAGAACAACUUUGCCAUCUUAAUACCAUCAGGUUUGCUUUUUGCAUUUAGCUUUAGCAUUACGUAUACAUGCGCAAGGACAUUGUCGAUGCAUUAUAAUUACGAUGCUUUGAAGACUGGCCUCGUCUUGCUUGCCUAUGGUGUUGGUAGUGUAACCGGUAGCAUAUUGGGUGGACGUUGGUCCGAUAGGACACUUGCUCGGCUAAAGGCAGCGAACGGAGGGAGCAGCUUUCCAGAGAUGCGCCUCGAGAGUACGAAAGUCGCCAUGGUGUGGUUACCUCUUUCUGUGAUUGGAUAUGCUUGGGUGUGCCAAGAACGGGUCAAUGUCGCUGCGAUAUGUGUAAUGCUUUUCCUCGCAGGAUUUUUAUCCAUAUGGAUCUACACAAGCACCCUGGCAUACAUCGUCGAUGCAAACACUGGUCGCUCAUCAACGGCAGUAGCGACCAACAGUUCUUUCCGCGGUCUGUCUGCUUUUGUUGCUGCUGAGGUUGCUGUUCCUCUACAGUAUUGGCGACGGUGGUUUGUAUACGCUCUGGGCGGGGCUGCUGGUCAUUGCUAAUUGUUUUAUCUUACUGGUGUUGUACAAAGGCAGGAAGUGGAGAGAAGCCAGUGCUGAGCGGGAGAGGCAGAAGCUGGAUGGCAAGUAGACGAUCAUCAUGACUUCCGAGGUUCCGAUGUACCAUAGAUGACGAUAGACGAUACUAUAUUAACAGAAUUAACUGCUUCACUGGUAUAGAAUCAAGGCUUAUUCGCCGUCAAUUUAUAUGUGCAUCAA
Messenger RNA from Suillus subaureus, 2259 nucleotides. RefSeq names its product major facilitator superfamily domain-containing protein. The record is from RefSeq and is a predicted model, not a curated record. The coding region runs from base 337 to 2043 and encodes 568 amino acids. Lineage: Eukaryota; Fungi; Basidiomycota; Agaricomycetes; Boletales; Suillaceae. Gene Ontology annotation, molecular function: transmembrane transporter activity. The transcript has 12 exons. Gene Ontology annotation, biological process: transmembrane transport.